AUGAAGGUUCUCAGCCUGAAUUUUGUCAACUGCGCUGCCAAGGCCUGCAAAGCGACCUCCGAUUCCUUUCCGCUCCAUCCCAAGGACGCCGAACUUGUUCAAGAUGAGAUUGAACUGAACCCAGCGAUGCUCAUCAACGUUCUCCCGAGACUUGACUGGGCAGCUCUCCGAACAACUUCAUCAGAGCUUGGGUUCCCCCAGCUUCCAGAGCAAGCCCCGACAGCCGAACAGCUCCAAGCUGAUGAGAAGAUUUUGAAAGAUCUGCACCAUCUGUUGCUCGAGACACAGAUCUCGGAAGGCAAGCUCGUUUGUGGCAACUGUGGGCACGAGUAUGCUAUCAAGGAGGGUAUUGCCAACUUUCUCUUGCCCAGCCACCUAGUUUGA
Molecule: messenger RNA, 384 nt
Organism: Cordyceps militaris CM01
Lineage: Eukaryota; Fungi; Ascomycota; Sordariomycetes; Hypocreales; Cordycipitaceae
Exons: 2
Coding region: 1-384 (127 amino acids)
Biological process (GO): rRNA (guanine-N7)-methylation; tRNA methylation; peptidyl-glutamine methylation
Molecular function (GO): protein heterodimerization activity
Source: RefSeq, a predicted model, not a curated record